Theileria orientalis strain Shintoku is the source of this 330-nucleotide messenger RNA. RefSeq lists its product as hypothetical. The transcript is spliced from 2 exons. Bases 1 to 330 code for a protein of 109 amino acids. Lineage: Eukaryota; Apicomplexa; Aconoidasida; Piroplasmida; Theileriidae. The record is from RefSeq and is a predicted model, not a curated record.
AUGUAUAUUGUUGGUUGGUUGAAAGUAUUAGUACUUUCGCUUUUCCUUUCAUUUAGUUCCAAAUCAAAUUUAGCUUUUUCAAAAGAUACAGAUAAAGUACCACCUAAUAGUUCAGAAGGAUUAGUAAUACGACUGAAGAAGGGCCUUAACACCUUCACAGAUUGCAGCGUCGACAGAUUACUGGAACACUGCGACAAAGAGACAACCAAAAAUUUCGAAUGCUUCAGAUCCUUGGGAGAAUGUAUUUCCCUGGGCUUUAAAACAGCCUUGUUAAAGGAGAAGGCCAAAGAAGAAAAAAAAGAAGCACCAAAACAGAAAGAGGAGUUGUAA